UACACAAGCAAGCGGAAGGUGAAUUUUAUAAUAGGAGCGUUUCACAACUUUUACAUCAAUUCGAACGCUCAGCACAUGCGUUCGUGAAAGUAAUUCUAUUUUAUUCCUUUGGCUGGUGAUACAAUAAAAAUUGUCAACCUGAAAUCAUAGAAUAGAAUAAAUCAUAAUUGACGUCCACGCCUCACCUUCCAUUUCUGAGACAAAAGCAUCAAAUUGCCUACAUUUGGUUCGACUGACAUCAGGAGACGAAAGAACAUUUAUCGCUUUGGGCUGAAUAACACAGAACACCAAAGGAAUGUCGGCAUGUUUGCGUUGACAGCGUAAAUAUCAAUCGAGAGCAGAGAGAGCGAGCGCGUCAGAUUUUCAACAACUACAGCGCGCGAAUUUUCAGACGUUGAAUUCUUCAAGUGGAGGAGGACACAAAAAGGAGUUUGUCGUGGCCAUGGAGUUGAAUUCAGUGCUUUUGACGGCGGGUGGCUCUAUUGGAUUUUUUAAACUUGUCAACUGUGGUGUCAGUAAACUCCCUAGACCGGAGUCUGCUUGCAGAAACGCCUGGAAAUGGAGAAAUAUCUGCACAUCUUUCACCCACAGUCUGAUAACUGGGAUAUGGGCUGUGCUAUGUUUUUUCUUACACCCACAGAUGGCCGAAGAUUUGAUAGGAACCCAUUCUGUGUUCUCGCACGCGUUGGUUUCUGUAUCAAUUGGCUACUUCAUCUAUGACUUCCUUGAUAUGGUACUCAACCAGAAGAUGAUCCUGUCAUGGGAGCUCCUAUUCCAUCACACAGUGGUGAUCAGCUGUUUUGGCAUCGCCGUCCUGACUGGUCGCUACGUGGGCUUUGCUGUGGUGGCCCUCCUGGUUGAGAUCAACUCUGUGUUCCUCCACCUGCGCCAGAUCUUACGCAUGGCCAACCUAGUGGCGGGCGACCUCUACCGCAUCAACAGCAUGGUCAACCUAGGUACCUACGUGGUGUUCCGGAUCAACACCCUGGCCUGGAUGACCCGCUGGCUGGUCCUGAACCGGGACAACAUCCCCCUGUUCAGCUACACAGUGGGGAGUAUAGGGCUAGCCAUCAUGACUGCCAUGAAUAUAGUGCUGUUCUACCGCCUGCUGAGGUCUGACUUCCUCAAGAGUAGUGCACCUACGCCCACGGAGGGUAAAGAGAGUAGAGGGUCCACACAGUCACCAUAACAACCGAGAGAGAAAGCUGUUCCCACGCCCACCAGCUAAUGACAUCACUAAUGACUCCCAGCCCCACAGGCCAUUUGGCUGGCAUCUGAUGACUCACAUGGGGUGGUGGUCUUUGAAGUGUCAUUACACAGUUGGCCUGAAGGAGGCAGCACACUCCUUAGAUUCUAAUCUAGGUCAGGGAUGGGCAACUGAUCCAGGAUCAGUACACAUGUCCCAUAUCCUUCCUUACAGUCUGUAAGGAAGGAUCAGUUCACAUUUCCCAUUUCCUUCCUUACGGUAAGGAAGGAGAUGGGACAGGUGAAAUGAUCCUGGAUCUGUGCCUAAAAGGGCAACUUCUACCUAGAGCAGUCCUCAGCGGCCUGAUUGGUGUAACACUUUUGCCCCAGCUAACACGCCUGACUCCAGUAAUCACCUAAUCAUGAUCUUCAGUUUAGAAUGCAAUUAGUUUAAUCAGCUGUGUUUGCUAGGGAUGGGGGGAAAAGUGUGACAUCACUCCGGCGCUUCGGUAAUAUUGCGCUGAAGAUUUUAUAACAAGAUGUAUUUCUAUGUUUUGUCCCAGUUUUUAUUUUAUUUGUAUAUUUGUAAUUUAUUUGUGCUCGAAAAAAGUUGUGGAUUAAUUGUCAAGGAUGAAUUAAAUUAUAAAUAUGGUUAAUGAACACAGUUAUCCCUUUGAAUAAUAUUGUAUAUACCUUUAGAAGGAUUGUUAGUUAUAUUGGAGAUAUAUGGAUUGAUAGUGGUAUUACAUUUUACAUUUUAGUCAUUUAGCAGACACUCUUAUCCAGAGCGACUUACAGUUAG
Messenger RNA from Coregonus clupeaformis (lake whitefish), 1987 nucleotides. Its product is annotated as TLC domain-containing protein 2-like. The transcript has 6 exons. NCBI's taxonomy places the organism in Eukaryota, Metazoa, Chordata, Actinopteri, Salmoniformes, Salmonidae. Gene Ontology annotation, biological process: regulation of membrane lipid distribution; membrane assembly; plasma membrane organization. The coding region runs from base 443 to 1189 and encodes 248 amino acids. Gene Ontology annotation, cellular component: plasma membrane. The record is from RefSeq and is a predicted model, not a curated record.